Messenger RNA from Striga hermonthica, 1233 nucleotides. The record is from the annotation of a GenBank genome assembly. Lineage: Eukaryota; Viridiplantae; Streptophyta; Magnoliopsida; Lamiales; Orobanchaceae.
AUGUCGCCCCGUAGGGAACGCGAUCACCCGGUUCUCCCUCAGGGCAUAGUAGUCGCACAGUUUCGCGACUAUCAUGCUGAGAAAUUCUCCGGGCAGGGAGAUCCCCGUAUCGUGGACGAGUGGAUUCAGGGCCUUGAGUUGAUCUUCGAGCUGAUCCGCGAGAAGUACUACCCCACCUAUUACAGAGUAGAGAUGGAGCAGCAGUUCCUGUCACUCAAACAGGGUACUCGAUCGGUUGACGAGUACGAGAGGGAGUUUACCCGACUUGCAGUUUUUGUUCCGGACCUGGUUCGUACGGAGGCACAGAGAGCACAGCGCUUUAUUGACGGGCUUUACCCAGUAGUCCGUCACAACAUUGUAGGUCACGGGACCCAGACGUAUGCUCGUGCUAUUUCGAUUGCACAGGAGGUGGACGCCAGCAUCAGGAGAGAGGCCAGCCGCGAUCGUUCUCAGCCAUCCGCCCCCGCCCAGUCAUCCACAACUCCACCAGCCCUACCAGUUGUCCAGCCAACGAGGGAGAAGAAGAGGAAAGGGAAGGGCGCACAGACUGACAGGAGGACUUGCCAGAGGCAGCAGCAGGUUCUACAGUGCCCCACAUGCGGACGUCUUCACCGAGGCGAGUGUCGCUUCGGCCAGGAUAUAUGCUAUUACUGUCACGAGCCCGGGCACUUUGCUAACCGUUGUCCUAAGAAAGCACAACUGCCCCAGCAGCCUCAGCAGCCACAGCAGCAGCAGCAGCCCCGUCAGCAGGCUCAGAGGCCACCCCAGCAGCAGCCGCAGAGGGGCAGACAGCAGGCCCGAGUUUACGCAGUCGAUCAGGUCGAGGCCGAGCAGCAGCCAGGUACUAUGUCAGGGAUGAUCAUGUUAAAUAAAGUUCAUGUGUUCGCUUUAUUCGAUACUGGAGCGACGCACUCCUUUAUUUCAGGACGAUGUCUUGAUGCCAUUGGAGUUCAUGCUAUUACUGCUGUCGAUCCUCUCGAGGUGAGUCUAGCCUCGGGACGAAAGAUAGUGACUUCAGCUAGAGCCUCAGAUCUCAGCCUUUCCAUCGGUGGUCGUUCAUUGUCUACCGACGCGUAUGUUCUUGAGAUGAGGGAUUUUGACCUCAUUAUCGGGAUGGAUUGGCUAUCCUUUUAUCAUGCAGAUAUCCGAUGUCAUGACCGGGAGAUUACUCUCUAUCUUCCAGAAGACGAUCUGAUUACUUUCUUUGUCACCCAGAAUCGUUCAUUACCUCAU